Messenger RNA from Protopterus annectens (West African lungfish), 1866 nucleotides. It is a transcript of the gene DAW1, whose product is annotated as dynein assembly factor with WD repeats 1. Lineage: Eukaryota; Metazoa; Chordata; Ceratodontiformes; Protopteridae. Bases 51 to 1298 code for a protein of 415 amino acids. The record is from RefSeq and is a predicted model, not a curated record. Gene Ontology annotation, cellular component: cytoplasm; nucleus. Gene Ontology annotation, molecular function: ubiquitin binding. The transcript is spliced from 13 exons. Gene Ontology annotation, biological process: ubiquitin recycling; proteasome-mediated ubiquitin-dependent protein catabolic process.
AGUAACAUUUUAGUUUUUCUCACUCUGUCUUUGUAAGAAUACUAUUGAAGAUGAAACUGAAGCGAUUUUUACUUCGAUAUUAUCCUCCAGGCAUUGUUUUGGAGUAUGAAAAGGGAGGAGAGAUAAGGAGCAAAUCUAUAGACUUAUUAGAUUUGUCACCUAGUUCAGAUGUUGAUGCUUUAGUUGAAGACAUUCGAAAAGCCGAACCAUUAAUAACUGCUUCUCGAACUGACCAAGUCAAGCAUUUAAUUCAGAGACUGCAGACAAAGCUUUCCCAACAGGAUGAUCACAGAUUUUAUCUUUUUAAGGUUCUACGAGCACAUAUUUUGCCACUCACAAAUGUUGCCUUCAAUAAAUCAGGUUCAAGUUUUAUAACUGGAAGCUAUGACAGGACAUGCAAAGUGUGGGAUACUGCAUCAGGAGAGGAGCUGCAAACACUAGAAGGACACCGCAAUGUUGUAUAUGCAAUUUCGUUCAAUAACCCAUAUGGUGACAAGAUUGCAACUGGCUCAUUUGAUAAGACUUGCAAAUUAUGGAGUUCAGAGACGGGAAAGUGCUAUCAUACAUUUCGGGGACACACCGCUGAAAUAGUCUGCUUGUCAUUUAAUCCUCAAAGUACACUGGUAGCUACUGGGAGCAUGGAUACAACAGCAAAAUUGUGGGAUAUUCAGACAGGAGAAGAAGCUGUAACAUUAGUUGGACAUUCUGCUGAGAUCAUCUCCUUGUCUUUUAACACAACUGGAGAUCAGAUCAUUACCGGCUCCUUUGAUCAUACUGUGUCAGUGUGGGAUGUGCAGUCUGGAAGGAAGUUGCAUACUUUAAUAGGCCAUCGUGGAGAAAUCAGUAGCACUCAGUUUAACUGGGACUGCUCACUUAUAGCAACAGGAUCUAUGGACAAAACUUGCAUGCUUUGGGAUGCCAGAAAUGGAAAAUGUGUAGGAACUUUAACAGGACAUGAAGAUGAAGUGCUGGAUGUCUGUUUUGAUUUUACUGGACAAUUUGUUGCAACUGCCUCUGCUGAUGGUACUGCAAGGGUAUACAGUGCUGGUACACAGAAAUGCAUAGCAAAGUUGGAAGGACAUGAAGGUGAAAUUUCUAAGAUUUGUUUUAACCCACAAGGAAGUCGUAUUCUAACAGGAAGCUCUGACAAAACUGCUAGACUGUGGAAUCCUCACACAGGACAAUGUCUUCAAGCACUAGAAGGACACACUGAUGAAAUCUUCUCAUGUGCAUUCAACUAUGAGGGCAACACCAUUAUUACAGGAAGCAAGGAUAAUACCUGCAGAAUAUGGCGCUGAGUGAAGAUAAUCCUUGACUGCCUUCGGGUAUCCAUGAACGUACACUGGGAUGUACACCUGGAUGACUGUGUUGGUCUCUUUCUCUGGACCCAUUUCAGUAGCUCUUACAAGUGUUCUUCAGGAUCAGUUCUCUUUUGCAUCCUUGUGUUGUAGGGCUGUGCUGUGUAUUGAGACGUGGAAGUGCUUGAUUUUACAUCAUCAUUUUUUUAGAACUGUUUGUUACGUGAAAGUGCCACAGAUAUUCAGUCAUCUGCUAAAGAAAUUAACCUCCUGAGGUUUUUGUCAUUUAUUAAUAAUUUGUUGCUAAAAUUAGUGUUUUGUGUCAGUUACUUACAAUAUUUGUAUGUGUUUCUGAGCAAUGUUUUAGCAUUAGUAUACUAGUAAUACAUUUUGUCAGUUUUGUUUUUGACAUUUUUUCUAGCAAAUUGACUAACACUAAAUUGAAGAGUAUAUUCCGGUUUUAUAAUUUGUAUACAAGUCAAUGCUGGACCCUAAAAAUGUUAUAGAUGGGUGACAAUAUCUUCAUUCUGCAUCUAUAAUAAUUAAAAAAAAAGUAGUAGUAUAGAGA